UGUUGUGUUGUUGUUGAUCUUGUUGUGUUGUGUGGAGCAGGUUGGUGAUGAUGUUGUGUGGUUGUUGUUGUUGUGUUGUUGUGUUGUUGUGUUGUGUGGAGCAGGUUGGUGAUGAUGUUGUGUGGUUGUGUUGUGUUGUGUUGUUGUGUUGUUGUGUUGUGUGGAGCAGGUUGGUGGUGCAGCUCAGCUCCGUGGUGUCGUCUCUGAGAGAUCAGGCUGCUGAGACUCUCAACACCCUCACACACUUCUCUACUCUGUGGAACCAGGACCCAGAGGAGCAGGUCCAGGUCUUCCUCCGGUCCGACCCCUCGCUGACGGAGUUCAGCUCUCAGAUCUCCUUCUACUCCACCCUGGAGGGGCAGAUCCUGGACCUCCCCGGGUCCUGCUCCGUGGGACCGGUCCUGUUCGGCGCCGAGCAGCUGAAGCUGGCGCUGACCCACGAGUGUCGUCUGUGGAAACGAGCGUUCGGCGCCGCGCUCAACCGCCGCGCCGCCGUCGCCAUGGACACCACCUUCUCCCUCCUGGACGGGCUGACCAAGCGCCUGCAGCGGCCAAUCACAGACCUGGAGGACGUCCGGGGCGCCAUGGCGGCGCUCAGUGAG
This is a messenger RNA of Etheostoma cragini (Arkansas darter), 602 nucleotides long. RefSeq names its product dynein heavy chain 5, axonemal-like. Gene Ontology annotation, cellular component: dynein complex. NCBI's taxonomy places the organism in Eukaryota, Metazoa, Chordata, Actinopteri, Perciformes, Percidae. The annotation marks the transcript as partial. The record is from RefSeq and is a predicted model, not a curated record. The transcript has 3 exons. Gene Ontology annotation, molecular function: dynein light intermediate chain binding; minus-end-directed microtubule motor activity; dynein intermediate chain binding. Gene Ontology annotation, biological process: microtubule-based movement.